This is a messenger RNA of Chaetomium globosum CBS 148.51, 840 nucleotides long. RefSeq lists its product as uncharacterized. Lineage: Eukaryota; Fungi; Ascomycota; Sordariomycetes; Sordariales; Chaetomiaceae. The coding region runs from base 1 to 840 and encodes 279 amino acids. The record is from RefSeq and is a predicted model, not a curated record. The transcript has 3 exons.
AUGGAAACCCCAGACCCACCUCUCCAGUCUCGCGUGGUCGACGACAAGUCGCCCAUCUGCAUCCCCUUCAUCCUCUCUCGCAUAGAGGAGUACAAGAAACAGCAUGUCGGAGAGGAAAACCCGCGGCCGUUUAUUGUAGGGCUAAAUGGGGUCCAAGGGGUAGGCAAGACCACCCUCGUGCGCGCCCUGGCCGAGACGCUGCAGGAUCGCGCCGGGUUGCCCACCUUGGUUUAUCGCGGCGAGCCAGGAACGCACGACAUCCCCCUCCUCACCAACUUCCUCACGGCCCUCACCACCAACAAGCCCACCCCCAUCCCCCAAUACGACAAAUCCGCCUUCUCCGGUCUCGGCGACCGGCUAUCCCCCUCCAGCUGGCCCCUCACCUCCGCCACCUCCCCCCCGCGCGUCAUAAUCCUCGAAGGGUGGUGCAUCGGCUUCCGCCCCCUCCCCACCUCCCAGCUAACCCACCAAUGGCGGCAGCCGUCCCGCACGCUCCACCAACACAAACUCGAGCACCUGCAGUGGGUGAACAGCCAACUGGCGGCGUACUGGAACCUGCUGAGCACGGCGCUGGACGCGUUCGUGCACAUCGACGCCGAGGACACCGAGUAUGUGUACGGGUGGCGGGCCGAGCAGGAGGCGCAGCUGCGGCGGGAGCGGGGGAGCGUGAUGGGGGAGGAGCAGGUGCGGCGGUUUGUGGACGCGUAUUAUCCGGCGUACGAGCUGUAUACGGAGGGGGUGCGGCGCGGGGUGUUUGCGGGGGUGGAGGGGAGAGAGGGGUGUCAGUUGAGGAUUGUGGUCGGGAGGGAUCGGGGUGUGGUGGAGAGUAUGGUUAUUUAG